AUGUAUCACAAAUUUCCGAUCUACGGCGACAUUUCCAGGGCUCUGAGUUCCAAGAUGAAGAUUCUGAUAACAGUCGUCCUUAGUUGCUUAAUAAUUUGGUCUGUAAUGUUACUAUCAUCCUCAAACAACUUCAACAACCAAGUUCUUGAUGCUACAACCAACGAUUCAAAGCAAUCCGAAACACCGGUGGAUAAACUGAUCGGAGGGCUUUUAACGGCGGAUUUCGAUGAAGGUUCUUGCUUAAGUAGGUAUCAAAAGUCUUCCUUGAAUCGCAAGACUUCCCCAUACAAGCCUUCAACAUAUCUCGUCUCUAAGCUUAGAAGCUAUGAGAUGCUUCACAAGCGUUGCGGUCCAGGCACAGAAGCUUACAAGAAAGCAACAGAUGAUCUUGUUCUUGAUGAGAGCUAUGCAAGAAACUCUUUACAUGAAUGCAGAUACAUUGUGUGGAUGGAAGGUUACGGGCUUGGAAACCAAAUACUUACUCUUGCUUCUGUCUUCCUCUACGCUCUCUUGACAGAGAGGAUCAUUCUUGUUGACCAAAGAAAGGACAUAACUGAUCUCUUCUGCGAGCCAUUUCCAGGUACUUCAUGGUGGCUUCCUCUCGACUUCCCAUUGAUGAAACAGAUUGGUGGCUACAAGAAGGAAUCAUCUCGUUGUUACGGAACAAUGUUGAACAACCAUACCAUCAACUCCACUUCAAUCCCGCAGCAUCUGUACCUUCAUAACGUCCAUGAUUCAAGAGAUGAAGAUAAGAUGUUCUUCUGCCAAAGAGAUCAAACCUUGAUCGACAAGGUUCCUUGGUUGAUUAUUAAACCUAAUGUUUACUUUGCUCCAUCUCUAUGGCUUAAUCCAAAUUUCUAUACCGUGCUAGUCAAGCUAUUCCCGCAGAAAGAAACCGUCUUUCACCAUUUGGCUAGGUAUCUUUUUCACCCUACAAACCAAGUUUGGGGUAUGGUCACAAGAUACUACCAUGCUCACUUAUCAAAAGCAGAGGAGACACUCGGGAUUCAAAUUAGGGUUUUCGACAAGAAUCCUGGAUAUUAUCAACACGUUAUGGACCAGGUCGUAUCAUGUACACAAAGAGAGAAACUCUUGCCUGAGUUAGCUACACAAGAAGAAGAAGAAGAAGAAUUAAGACUCAAUACAACGAAAGGCGAGAAACUUAAAGCUGUUCUUGUCACAUCUCUCUAUCCAGAGUACUCUGAGAACUUAAAGAACAUGUUUUGGGAGAGACCAAGUUCGACAGGAGAGAUCGUUGAAGUUUCUCAGCCAAGUGGAGAAAGAGUUCAGCAGACAGAAAACAAGCUUCACGACCAAAAGGCUCUUGCUGAGAUCUAUCUUCUGAGCUUGACCGAUAACAUUGUCACAAGCGCAAGGUCUACGUUUGGAUAUGUUGCUUAUAGUCUUGGAGGGUUGAAGCCAUGGUUGCUUUAUCAGCCAUCGAGUGCCACAGCUCCUGAUCCGCCGUGUGUUCGGUCCAAGUCGAUGGAGCCUUGUUACCUUACUCCUCCGUCUCAUGGAUGUGAUGCAGAUUGGAGGACGAACUCCGGGAAGAUUGUUCCUUUUGUUAGGCAUUGUGAGGAUAUUAUCUAUGGAGGGCUUAAGAUUUUUGAUGAGUUAUAG
Microthlaspi erraticum is the source of this 1623-nucleotide messenger RNA. The record is from the annotation of a GenBank genome assembly. Lineage: Eukaryota; Viridiplantae; Streptophyta; Magnoliopsida; Brassicales; Brassicaceae.